AUGGCGGGCGGAGCCAAGAAACCCAUCAACAUCUUUCGCCUGAAGAACCUGGGUGAGCCCAAGGAGGUGUUCAAUUGGCGCCUGUGGUUUGCCGUGAUCUCUUUCGGUCUCAUGGGCGCCGCUCGUGGAAUCGAUGAGGGUUUGAUCUCGGGUGCCUUUAACUCCAAGGAUUUUCAACGCUACAUCAACUUCGACUCUUACAGCUCCGUCGAACAAACCAACAUCAAGGGCAAUGUCUCGGCCAUGGUGCAGAUUGGAUCCGUUGGAGGUGCACUCUUUGCUUUCGUGGUAUGUGACCGUAUCGGCCGUAUCUGGGCUACCCGGCAGCUGUGUAUCUUGUGGAUUCUGGGUAUGGCCAUCUUCAUGGGCAACCGAGGCAGCCUUGGUGCUGUGUAUGCCGGUCGCUUUGUUGCAGGCUUGGGUGUGGGACAGACCGUGGUCGUAGGCCCAGUCUAUCUAGCGGAGAUUGCUCCCGCUGCAAUUCGGGGUCUCUGCACUUGUGUCUUCACAGGAUUCGUUUAUUUGGGCAUUGUUCUGGCGUACUUUGCAAAUUAUGGCUGCGAGGUCAAUCUUGGAGACCACACACACAACCGUUGGCUGGUCCCCACGAGUCUGCACAUUAUUUUCGCCGGCCUCAUCUUCCUCUUGUCGUUCCUCCAGUACGAAUCACCGCGCUAUCUCGUCAAACAAGGGAAGAUCGACAAAGCACUUGAGUACCUCUCCCGUGUCCGCAACUUGCCAUUAGACCACGAGUAUGUUGUGCAAGAGAUGAAUGGAAUUCAAAGUGCCCACCAGAUCGAAAUGGAGGCUACCAUGGGAUCUGGUCCCCUGGGAGUGAUCAAGGAGACAUUCUUGAUUCCCGCCAAUCUCUACCGAGUCUAUCUCACGCUCAUGGCCCAGCUCCUGUCUCAAUGGUCUGGUGCCGGAAGUAUCACUGUCUACGCGACGGAUUUGUUCAAGCUCCUCGGCAUCACGGGCAACAAUGAGAACUUGCUAGUCACGGCAGUUUUCGGAAUCAUCAAGCUCGUGGCCGCUAUCCUGUGUGCCCUCUUCCUGGUUGAUGUCAUUGGACGCAAGCGAGCCCUCCUCCUGGGAAUCACCCUACAGGCUAUUGCCAUGCUCUACAUUGCUGGGUUCCUGACCGCGGUACCGGAGAUGGGUGUGGUCGAUGGCUUCAAGCUCCCGGAGAAUAAGAAGGGUGCAAGUGAGGGUGCCAUUGCCAUGAUCUAUAUCUCUGGAUUCGGAUGGGCACUGGGCUGGAACUCCAUGCAAUACUUGCUGACGGCUGAGCUGUUCCCGCUGCGUAUUCGGGCUCUAGCCACGUCGCUGGCCAUGACCCUGCACUUUGCCAACCAGUAUGGCAACUCCCGGGCCGUACCAAACAUGCUCCUCCCCGUUGCCGAUGGCGGAAUUGACCCCAAGGGCACAUUCUGGUGCUUUGCGGCGGUGACCAUAGUAGGUGGAAUCUGGGUGUGGUUCAGCGUGCCGGAGACCGCAGGUCGCACCCUGGAGAGCAUGGACCGACUCUUCGCGCUGCCCUGGUACAAAAUCGGUCUGUACGGAAAUCGGGAUGCCGAGGAGCAGGAUCAGGUUAUCAACGAAAAGAUGGAGAUGGUGGCACAGACCGAUGGGACUGCUCAUCAUGUCGAGCGGACAGAUCCAUCGUCCCGGGUAUGA
Messenger RNA from Penicillium alfredii, 1677 nucleotides. Its product is annotated as putative MFS quinate transporter. Gene Ontology annotation, cellular component: membrane. Gene Ontology annotation, molecular function: carbohydrate:proton symporter activity. The transcript is spliced from 6 exons. Lineage: Eukaryota; Fungi; Ascomycota; Eurotiomycetes; Eurotiales; Aspergillaceae. The record is from RefSeq and is a predicted model, not a curated record. Gene Ontology annotation, biological process: transmembrane transport; carbohydrate transport. The coding region runs from base 1 to 1677 and encodes 558 amino acids.